This is a messenger RNA of Haliotis rufescens (red abalone), 1654 nucleotides long. RefSeq names its product NXPE family member 3-like. The transcript has 4 exons. Bases 1 to 1581 code for a protein of 526 amino acids. Lineage: Eukaryota; Metazoa; Mollusca; Gastropoda; Lepetellida; Haliotidae. The record is from RefSeq and is a predicted model, not a curated record.
AUGGACACCAAUUACGCUCCCCUUCUUGCUGAUCCGUUUCUUUAUGUAAAUGAUUCGGAAAUUUCUGCUCGGAUUGGCAAAGUCAAAACAAGGGGCUACUUUCCAACAAGAGGAACGACAUAUCUCACAGAGGAGGUAAUCAGUUAUGGACAUGUCUCUGUGAUUUCAUUAUGUGCAAAUGCGAAAAAAUCCCGUGUGUCACUCAACCACGCUCAUAAAGUCUACAGUUUAGGAGAGCAGAUUCAAGUGCAAGUAGAUCUGUAUGAUUUGUAUGGUAACCGCAAGUUAACGGGAGGUGACGUUUUGAGAGUUUGGAUGGAGAACCCAGAGACAGCAGCUUCCGUUUCCAGUCGGGUGUCGGACCACAAUAACGGAAGUUACACUGCUCUGCUUAGAGCCGCAUGGUCAGGAAGCGCUACGAUUAAGGCAUUCAUUGCUUCGAGGAAGGAGGAGGUAGUUCUCAGCUAUAUGAUAUACCAACAGCAUGGCAGUCUCUGGACAGUGUUAGCUGAAUUCCGGGCAAACAAUCUAACAGAUGCAACAGCGUGUUCAGUUAGACAAGGGAAUUCCUUCAAGACAAACGAGUGGUGUAAUUUCACGAAUGAGAACAAUGGCUACAGUUGGUACUGUAAGAAGUCCAAAAUCAAGCAGUUAACAUGUGAUACGUGGUCACAUUCGUUUAGUGCAAAUGACAACAUGAGCUUUCAUCUUAAUAACACCGAGAGAAGCAUUUUGGAUUGGCCGUUGGCAGCUUUAAAACAAGAUGUUUUACAGAGUUCAGUGAGGGUGUCAGUUGGAGGAGGUCCUAAGGGUGUAAAACUAUCAGCUCCUUCAACUUCCUGCAGUGCGCUUCCAGCGGAAAUGACAUGGCGACGAACGUCCCCGAAUGGUUACUUUCACCAGAACAAGUGGCAUUCGCUUCUGUGUACUGACACACUGCCUCGCACCAUUGAUGCUUACAGACAGUGCUUGAAAGGAAGAAGGCUGUGGCUUCAUGGGGAUUCAACAAGUAGACAGUUUAAAGAAGUUCUUCAUUCAAUUUUACGCUUUCCUUCCCAUUCAGAUCGUCAUGUACCUGUUACUGACACAGAUUUGAUACAUAAAUUUUCAAUUUCAUAUCAUGCUCACGAACUACCGUUCUAUCAUGGACCACGACACUUUAAAAAGUCAGUAAACCAGGCACAGUACAUUAUGGUGGACCGCCUCCCGAACACCACCAAGGACAUUGUAGUGUUAAAUAUGUAUGCUCAUUUCGUGUUUGUCCAUCCGGAUGUGUUUAGGCGACAUGUUCAAAGACUUGUUCCGUCUGUCAGGAACCUCUUGGCACGCGCUCCUAAUGUUACUAUUGCAGUUCGUGGGCCACAUGCAUUUUUCACACCGAUGCGUGGUGUGUUAUCUUACUGGGGUAAUCUGUACACUGAUAUUUGGCAUGAAGAAUUUGCUUCAUUGCAAGACAAAAUUGUCUAUUUAGAUUUUUGGGACCUGACUAUGGCAAAGCCAUCUCAGAAUAUCCACCCAAACACUGCCAUAGUGAAGGAAAUGGUACACAACAUGAUGUCAUUGUUGUGCUUUAGAAAGUGAAGGAAUUGUUUUGUCAUGUGGAUAUAUACUCAAUUGACUGUAUUGUAACACGAGGGUUGUAUUUCUUCAGAUA